UGAAGUGCUGCUUUAGAAGGCCCGAUGCACUUGCAAACAACAUUCAGCCUGCAGGGCCAGCUGCCAGGCCUCUCCACGCAAAACUUCAUAUUGCCCUUUUUUAAUUUCAACCCCUCUCCUAUCAUCACCCAUUCCUAUCCCCACCCACCUUUCAAAACCACACCGAGUAGCACAGCUUAAAGGGUUGAAGAGAGGAGCUCUCUACCGGUGAUGUGCUUCCUGCCAAGGCGGCCCAAACCUUGUAAGGCAAGCGCCCGGGAGACACCGCUACGGUCUGAAGAACAACCAGCCCACUUGACAUUUCUAUUAGAAUAAUGGAACCCGAUUGCCACCAGCAGGAAGUCCAUCUUCACAGGUGCCAACGCGUCUGUCAAACCCGUAAUCCCCAAAAAAGAGUACGGAAGAUCGGAGGAGGAAGGUUCUAAAAUCGAAUUUGUGGGCGGAUACCAGAAAAGAACAAAAACAGUGGAUUAGGUGACCCUGGAGCCCUUUUCUUCCUGGCAGUCCCCUCUGAAUCAUCACGCUCCAAUUGUGACGUCGCAGACGCCCGGCUCCGGCAGGCGUGGGAUGCCCUCACCCAACCCGGGAGCCUCGAGGCGUCACCGCGCGUCCGCACGCGGCCGUCCCCGGGGAAAAGAGGGGGCGGCGGCCUGGCGGAUGCUGAGGUCUCGAUCCAGGGCGGAGCGAGGCAGCGCGCCACCCGGCUUCGCCUUCCCCUCCGCUGACCUCCGCCGCGCUCCCCGCCCUCGCCCUCGGCUGAGCCCGCGGCCAGACGCCUGGCGCCCCUCUGCUAGCCGCCCUCGCCCCGCCACCUCCUCCUCCGCGCUUUCCUCCUCCUCCUCCCCCGCCUCUUCCGUUUCUGGAGGGAAAGGCUGCACCCUCUUUCUUGGCUCCGCAUCCCUGGCUUAGGUAAUACGUUUUCCUCCUUAACGCCCCUCUCGCCCCGGCGCCACUGCCCCCCUCCUCCUCGGAUCUGGGUCCCCGGGCUGGGCGAACAGCCUGCACCCCAUCGCCUCUGCUGACCGUAGUGUUUAGGUUCAGGUCAACCAAAGUGAAUCUUUGAACGUAUUCAUUCCUAAAAAAAAAAAAAGGCAUUUAGGUGACGGCCCAGAGGGUGGGUGCCAAUUCUCCCAGCAGCUGCAACUGAAAAGCAGGGUUCAGAAAUGUCAGCUAUCCUCCGGGAGCUGCUCUGUGUCUCGGAGAAAGCUGCCAACAUCGCCCGGGCGUGCAGGCAGCAGGAAGCCCUCUUCCAGCUGCUGAUAGAAGAAAAGAAAGAGGGAGAGAAGAACAAGAAGUUUGCAGUUGAUUUCAAGACUCUGGCUGAUGUGCUGGUACAGGAAGUUAUAAAACAGAAUAUGGAGAACAAGUUUCCAGGCUUAGGAAAAAAAAUUUUUGGAGAAGAAUCCAAUGAGUUUACUACUGAUUUGGGGGAAAAGAUUAUCUUGAGACUGUGUCCAACAGAGAAAGAAACAGUAGAGCUUCUUAGCAAAGUCCUUAAUGGUAAUAAGUUGGCUUCUGAAGCAUUAGCCAAGGUGGUUCACCAGGAUGUCACCUUUACUGACCCAACUCUGGAUUCAGUGGAGAUCAACAUUCCACAGGACAUUUUGGGAAUUUGGGUGGAUCCCAUAGAUUCAACUUAUCAGUAUAUAAAAGGUUCUGCUGACGUUAAAUCCAACCAAGGAAUCUUCCCCAGUGGACUUCAGUGUGUCACCAUUUUAAUUGGUGUCUAUGACAUACAGACGGGGGUGCCCCUGAUGGGAGUCAUCAACCAACCUUUUGUAGCACAAGACUUACAUACCCUCAGGUGGAAAGGACAGUGCUACUGGGGGCUUUCUUACAUGGAGACCAAAAUCCAUUCCCUUCAGCCUUCCAUCUCUAAAAGAAACAGCAGUGACACCCGGAGCCAACUGACCACAAACACCAGCUCUGAGGCGGAAUUCUCCCACCAGUUUUCAGCUGUCAUCAGUACGAGUGAAAAGGAGACCAUCAAAGCUGCACUGUCACGUGUGUGUGGAGAGCGCGUGUUCCCAGCAGCUGGGGCUGGUUACAAGAGCCUCUGUGUUGUCCAAGGCCUUGUUGACAUUUACAUCUUCUCAGAAGACACCACCUUCAAGUGGGACUCUUGUGCUCCUCAUGCCAUACUCAGGGCCAUGGGUGGGGGAAUGGUAGAUUUGAAAGAAUGCUUGGAAAGAAAUCCAGAAACGGGGCCUGACUUACUACAGUUGGUGUACCACGUGGAAAACGCAGGUGCUACUGGAGUGGAUCGGUGGGCCAACAGGGGUGGACUGAUUGCAUACAGAUCAAGGAAGCAGCUGGAGACAUUCCUGAGCCACCUCAUGCAAAACCUGGCAGAUACACAUACAUAGACGGACUUUGUCCUCAUGUUCUUGUAAACCAAACUGUGAAACGAUUUCCUACAUCUCUAUCUUUUGAAGAUAGCUUUGUUCUAUUGAUGGUCGGCAUUCAACUUCCUCUUUUGAGGAGCAUUUUUCCAUUAUGUGUUCAUAAUGUUAAUUUCAAUAAAGGAAUGACAGUCAUGCAGCAGUUAAA
Molecule: messenger RNA, 2550 nt
Organism: Equus quagga
Lineage: Eukaryota; Metazoa; Chordata; Mammalia; Perissodactyla; Equidae
Product: inositol polyphosphate 1-phosphatase
Exons: 7
Coding region: 1164-2366 (400 amino acids)
Biological process (GO): phosphatidylinositol phosphate biosynthetic process
Molecular function (GO): inositol-1,4-bisphosphate 1-phosphatase activity
Source: RefSeq, a predicted model, not a curated record